Messenger RNA from Protobothrops mucrosquamatus (brown spotted pit viper), 2766 nucleotides. RefSeq names its product polypeptide N-acetylgalactosaminyltransferase 5 (gene GALNT5). NCBI's taxonomy places the organism in Eukaryota, Metazoa, Chordata, Lepidosauria, Squamata, Viperidae. The transcript has 10 exons. Bases 1 to 2766 code for a protein of 921 amino acids. The record is from RefSeq and is a predicted model, not a curated record. Gene Ontology annotation, cellular component: Golgi apparatus.
AUGCAUAAACUCCGGAAGGUUUGCCGAGGCAGCGGGCGAGUCCUGGCUUUGAUCUUCGCAGCCUCGGUCGUUUGGCUGAUCUUUGACAUGGCAGCCCUCAAGUUGUCCUUCGGCGAGAGCGGCGCCAAAGCGCUGCAAGGGGAGACGGGCGGGAAGGAAAGGGGGCGACGGCGAGUUUGGCGCAACUCCGAGGAUGGCCUGGGGAGGUGGUCCCGAGAGGAGACCGAGGUCUCUCCGCCGGAACAAGACGGGAAGCCCUCUAGGAACAGCGAGGAUGCUGGCCGGGACGCGGAGGGGAGAAGGCAGCGCUUAUCCCCCGGCGCGACCCCGGCCAAAGCAGCGCCCGGGAAAAUACCCGGCCUGCGUGACAUACUCCCACUGAAACGGCGACGGCCGCCGGCUGAACCUUCCCAUCCCGCGGGAAAGAAAGUCAAUGGGGCGGCCGCCACCAGCCACCCCCGGCAGACCACGCCAGCUCUGGCCCGGUGGGACCAGGAGCCCCACUCAGUAGUUGCUGAAGGGCGAGCGCCUGUCAGCCCAACUCUUCCGAAGGGAGCCCCUCAGAAGGCGCCCGCUCAGAGGACCGCGGGAGGAGCGGAGGUGUUGCUGCACAUGGAGUUCACAGAUAAAGGGGCUUUGGCUGGGUUAAAACGUGGCGUCCCCACUGGAAGCAAGCCUGGGGAAUGGCAGGGUCUUCCCAAAGCCAACAGGACCGGGGGGCUGCUAAGAAUGGUAGCGGCUCCCGAGGUCACAGGAAGGUGGGGUUUACCUGCUGGCAAGCUGAAUACCUCAACAGCAGAGAAGCAGGAAGUCUCUCUGAAUAAAAGAGCUCCAGGAAACCUGCCAAAUAGGAAGGAUGCAAAACUACCUCCGGCAAAGGAUGCUCUUUCGGAAAACCAACAGGUCUUUAUAACCAAGGAGCUGGUCCCUAUGGUUUUUCCAACAAGUCAGCAUCUCCAAGCCAGCACCAAAGGAUUUAGAUCGAUGGGAAAGUCUAUACAGCUGCCAGGUGAGAAAAGCAGUAAUAAGCGGAAAGCCACCAAUGCAACCCAAAUAGGUGGCCUAAUUAAAGCCGUGACCACGGAGGGGAUCCUUGCCAGAGGAGGAGCACUGGGGAAGGUUGACAAAGGCCAUUUAGCAGGCGAAGAGCAAUUCCCCAAACCUAAUCAGAGCAAUGUGAAUUUCGCAGGAAAAAAUCGGCUCCAUAAAGUGUUAACGAUUGAUAGGACCCUGACCCCAAGAGACCCCAGAGCGCCCGGUCAAUUUGGACGCCCUGCUGAAGUCCCAGGUGAGAAGGAGGAAGAAGCCAAAAGGAGAUGGAAUGAAGGGAAUUUCAAUGUCUACCUCAGUGACUUAAUCCCAGUUGAUCGUGCCAUUGAUGACACAAGGCCUGCUGGAUGUUCAGAUCUUCUUGUCCACAAUGACCUUCCCACCACUAGCAUUAUCAUGUGCUUUGUUGAUGAAGUGUGGUCCACUCUCCUGCGUUCUGUCCACAGUAUCCUCAACCGGUCCCCCCUUGAAUUGAUUAAAGAAGUUAUUUUGGUGGAUGAUUUUAGCACAAGAGCUUACCUGAAGGACAAAUUAGACAAAUACAUGGCACAGUUUCCAAAGGUCCGUAUCCUUCAUCUGAAAGAAAGGCAUGGCUUAAUACGAGCAAGACUAGCUGGAGCAGAGAUCGCCAAAGGUGAUGUCCUGACCUUCUUAGAUUCUCAUGUAGAAUGCAACGUGGGGUGGUUGGAACCUCUACUGGACAGAAUUCAUUUACAUAGAAAAAAAGUUGCUUGUCCUGUUAUUGAAGUGAUUAGUGACAAAGAUAUGAGUUACAUGACCGUGGAUAGCUUUCAGCGCGGUGUUUUUACAUGGCCAAUGAAUUUUGGGUGGAAACCAAUUCCUUCGGAUGUAAUUAAAAAAAAUAAGAUUAAGGAAACUGAUAUAAUUAGGUGUCCUGUAAUGGCAGGUGGGCUAUUUUCUAUUGAUAAGAAGUAUUUUUUUGAGCUUGGAGCAUAUGAUCCUGGCCUUGAUGUUUGGGGAGGUGAAAAUAUGGAGAUCUCAUUCAAGGUUUGGAUGUGUGGCGGAGAAAUUGAGAUUAUCCCAUGUUCCCGAGUAGGUCAUAUUUUUAGGAAUGAUAACCCCUACUCCUUCCCUAAAGAUCGUCUCACUACAGUAGAGCGGAAUUUGGCCCGGGUGGCAGAAGUUUGGCUGGAUGAUUACAAAGAUCUUUUUUAUGGACAUGGUUAUCACCUCAUUCAGAAAAACUUGGACAUUGGAGAUUUAACUCAACAGAAGAAACUGAGGGAGCAGCUUCAGUGCAAGAACUUCAAGUGGUAUUUAGAAAACGUGUAUCCUGAUUUGGAGGCCCCUCUCGUUAAAGCUAAUGGGCUGAUUAUUAAUGUAGCAUUGGAUAAGUGCGCCACUGUGAAUCGAUCUAGUCUUACCCUUGAAACAUGUGAUAUUAAUAACAAGAACCAAAAGUUCAACUACACUUGGCUGAGGCUAAUCCAACACGAAGGCUCCUGCGUGGCACUUACUGAUGCCGAAGGGACCCUGGGUCUGCACCCUUGCGAUAAAAGAAACAAUAGCCAGAAAUGGUUGCAUAAAUCACUGGUCGCUUUUCACCCAGAACUCAUGGAUCACAUUGUUUUAGAGCACCUUUCAAGGGCUACAUGUUUGGAAAUAGAUCAGUCUCAGAAAGUUCUGAGGGCUAACAUUUGUUUUCCAAGCAAUACCCAUCAGAAGUGGCAAUUUGAAAAUUACUAUGCUAAGUGA